Molecule: messenger RNA, 1702 nt
Organism: Klebsormidium nitens
Lineage: Eukaryota; Viridiplantae; Streptophyta; Klebsormidiophyceae; Klebsormidiales; Klebsormidiaceae
Source: the annotation of a GenBank genome assembly
AAAUUGUUGAAAUUGAAGCUAGGUAGUUGAGCACCUAUCCUGGGAGCCAAGAUGGCGUCUUUGAUGGCAGGAGUGCGCGUGCUGGAGCAGCCGUGCUUCUCAGGACGUACUGCUGAGUUGGGUUCGUCUUUCGCCUUGCAAAGCACACCUUUGUUAGAAUCUUGGGAUUCUUGUUUGACUACCACAACUCACGGGUUCCGAACGCCUGCACCUCAGUUGAGCUUGAGGAGAUGUCGAUUGGAAACACUAACUUGUUGCAGUAGAGAAUAUCCCAGUAUUAGCACGUGGGCUUCUAGAGAACGUAGACCAGCAGGCACGCGGCAUGUGCGCUGCCAGGCAAAGCGGAAGGGGUCAGGGUCUGGGAAGACACACGAUGCUACAGACAUAAUCGAUGAGGAGGUGCUGCUUGGCCCCAGCAAGGGCUGGACUCCUGGCUUCAAGGGGCUCCUCUUUGACCCCCUGGGCAAGCUCCGGCUGAACCCCGACCUCAUCACCCCUGACCUCCUCAAUGACAACGUCGAUGAGCUGGGGCCUGCGGACAGGGAGGCAAUGCAGGCGCCGCCGGUGGAGCCAACAAAAAAGAAGAAGGAGAAGAAGAAGGCAAAGGAGGUCAAGAAGCCCCUCACCGUAGCAGACCUGGAGUUGGCGGGCGUGCCAGUGAACGACCAGCUGCGGCAGAUCUUGAAAGAGGAGAACCGGAGGGCCCACCGGCAGGCGGCGGAGGCAGACGGGAAGAAGGUCAAGGGGCCUCGGCCGCGGGGGUGGCAGAUGCCAGCGCCAGACAACCGGGAAGUGCAUAAGCUGCUCAAGAUUGUGGGGGGCCAGGCCAGCGGAAAGCGUCUGCUCUCGCCCGCGGACCGAGCAGUGCGGCCGAUGAUGGAGGUGGUGCGUGCGGCCGUGUUCAAUAUGCUCCAGUCCAUGGUGGGCCUCCCUACGCUGGAGGGGCGGUGGCUGGACCUGUACAGUGGGACCGGCUCCGUUGGGCUGGAGGCGCUCAGCAGGGGCUGCGACAGCUGUCACUUUGUGGAGCUGGACCCAUGGGUGGUGACCAACGUGCUGCAGCCCAACAUCGACAACUGCGACUUUAACUCGGAGAGCAUCAUCCACACGCAGAAGGUGGAGGCCUUCUUCGAACGAGCAGAGGAGCCAGGUGCUAUUUCGGGGGGUGCUUUCGACUUCAUCAGCGUCACCCCACCUUACGAGGCCGUCAAGUACAGCGACUUGAUGACGACACUUGCCACCUCGCCCGUCGUAGGGCGCGACACUUUCAUUAUUGUUGAAUAUCCCUACAGGGACCGGGCCGUAAUCACCGACCAGUGCGGCAACCUGUUUAAAAUUCGAGAUCGUCGCUACGGCCGGACCAACCUAGCCAUGUACGGCCCCGAUUGGGCCAGGACAGAAAAGACUCCGUAGAGACGCUAUUUUGGACGUAAACUAGAUCAAGGGUUGAAGGGGCAGUUACGGGAUUGUGCGUUGAUAGGGUUCAUCUGAAACAGUCCAGGAAAUAUAGCAACUGGUUAGCACUCGGAAGAUCCUUUUCGUUCAGCGCACCUGCCAUUCCACAGGUUCUCUGCCUUGCCAUUGGCUUUUGAAAGUGACCGCUGAUAUCUGAGAACAACGGACGCAGCUACCCCGAAGUGCGGAGUGAAAGUUGAUCGAUGCGGUUUGCCUAUGAAUCAGCCCUUGCUCAGAUUGUGCCCCG